GCACCACUGGAGCCGGUUUUUUCAGGGGCCGGAACAAUCCGGAACAAUGCCCUGGGCGCGGAGUCGGAGAACAAGCCGCCUCUGUUGCCAGCAUCCUUGCGCCCAGGGCGAGACCUGAGAACCCAGGGUGAGCCCCUAGCAGGUGACUCAGGUGGCGUGACGUGUCCCGCGUCACCACCCCUACCCCCACCGCGGGAACCCGUCCGCGGCCGCGCCGGCUCUGUAGGCCACUGGGCGAGGGAGCCCCGAGGCCCUCAGGGAGUGGGUCCCGGGCGCAGCGGCCGCACAGCCAAUCCCUGGGAAGGAGGGCGUGGCUAUCCCGGUCCCGCGGAUCCCUCCGCCCGCACUGGCUGUGCUGAGGCCGAAGGAGCCGCCAUUUUGGAUGCUGCGCCUGCCUUGUCAAGUCCGUCUCUGCCUUUUUCACGCCUUGGUUCGGCCAGGAGGAACAGCACAGCAUGCUGGGCUCUGGAUUUAAAGCUGAACGUUUACGAGUCAAUUUGAGAUUAGUCAUAAACCGUCUUAAACUAUUGGAGAAAAAAAAAACGGAACUGGCCCAGAAAGCGAGGAAAGAGAUUGCUGACUAUCUGGCUGCCGGCAAGGAUGAACGAGCUCGGAUCCGAGUGGAGCACAUUAUCCGAGAAGACUACCUCGUGGAGGCCAUGGAGAUCCUGGAGCUGUACUGUGACCUGCUGCUGGCUCGGUUUGGCCUCGUCCAGUCUAUGAAGGAGCUAGAUUCUGGUCUGGCUGAAUCUGUGUCUACACUGAUCUGGGCUGCUCCUCGACUCCAAUCAGAAGUGGCUGAGUUGAAGAUAGUUGCUGAUCAGCUCUGUGCCAAGUAUAGCAAGGAAUAUGGCAAGUUAUGUAGGACCAAUCAGAUUGGAACUGUGAAUGACAGGCUAAUGCACAAACUGAGUGUGGAAGCCCCACCCAAAAUCCUGGUGGAGAGAUACCUGAUUGAAAUUGCCAAGAACUACAACGUGCCCUAUGAGCCUGACUCUGUGGUCAUGGCAGAAGCUCCUCCUGGGGUAGAGACAGAUCUUAUUGAUGUUGGAUUCACAGAUGAUGUGAAGAAAGGGGGCCCUGGAAGAGGAGGAGGGGGGUUCACAGCACCAGUUGGUGGACCUGAUGGAACAGUGCCAAUGCCUAUGCCCAUGCCCAUGCCGUCUCCAAAUACUCCUUUCUCAUACCCACUUCCAAAGGGACCAUCGGAUUUCAAUGGAUUGCCAGUGGGGACUUAUCAGGCCUUUCCCAAUAUUCAUCCACCUCAGAUACCAGCAACUCCCCCAUCGUAUGAAUCUGUUGAUGACAUUAAUGCUGAUAAGAAUGUCUCUUCUGCACAGAUUGUCGGUCCUGGACCCAAGCCAGAAGCCUCUACAAAGCCCCCUCCCAGACCUGUAGAUACCUACGACAACUUCGUACUGCCAGAGUUGCCAUCUGUGCCAGACACACUACCAACUGCAUCUGCUGGUGCCAACACCUCAGCAUCUGAGGAUAUUGACUUUGAUGAUCUUUCCCGGAGAUUUGAAGAGUUGAAAAAGAAAACAUAGGCCUCUCAAACCAGGCAACAUCCAAGUUCUGGGAGUUGAGACUGAGCAGUUUCUCCUUGUAACAAAGAAUCUCCAUGAAAUUGUUUCAUCUAUUAAUCAUGACUGAGCACACUCUUCCUCUGGGCUCUCUUCCUGUUCUACCAAAUUCUGCUGCUUUCCAGUUCUCUACUGCUCCUAGGAGACUAACGACUGGAGACACUAUGAGGCCGGAGCAUCUGGCUCCUGGCAGCUGAGCUUGUCCGUUUCUUGUCAGUGUGAUCCCAGGUUCUCCUCACCCAUCCCACCCUCCUUCCACAGGGGAGUGAGAAGGUGAAAGCAGGUAGGGAGAGCUGCCAAAGAUGACUGGACAGUGGUAGAGAGUACUUCAUGAAGUGUCUCAGCCCUGUGCUAAGGUUCUAGACUUAGAAAUAAACCCUCUGUACAGAGGCAUUUGUGGUGAGUGAGAAUGAAGGCCAAGGUGUGUAUUUUCUCACUCUGAUGUGAAUGGGAGAGAGAGAAAUGACUCAGGAAGCCAUUGUAAUCGUUCUUGGAAGCUGGGUCGGUCCUCUCAUUGGCAUAUACACUACUCCUUGCUGCAGGGCACUGUUCCACCUGGAUCCAGUUACAAAGUUUAUUUGGAAAGUUGAAGGCCUCUCUUAGUUCUACUGGAUUCUCAGGGAGCCCUCUGUGGCCUUUUGCUUUAUUCUGAGUGCUGUUUCCCUUUUACCAGAGGGCAGCACUAUGUAACUUCCUGUUUUUCCCCAUAGCAUGUUCUGUUCGAUGGCAUUACUGGCAAAGGAAGGACAGGCCACAUAUUGGGCAGAAGUCACCAUUCAAGGCUAAGGUGGGCUUCCAGUUGCCUUAAUAGAAGUACUCAAGUCAAGAUCUUGAGUAGUGAGCUGGAAAGCCUACAGGAGAAGAAGGUUUCCUCUUUUCAUUUGAAAACUUUAUGAUUAAGAGAACCUUUAAAACUGAUCUCAGAUAAACUCUUGGUGCCCAUUGGCUGCAGUUUGCUGCUUUCCUUGAUGGAUGAGACUCUAAACUGUUGUAACUUAUGUGCUGUUUUGCCCCCUAGCUAAGGCCAUCCUUGCCCACAGGGAUGGCUUUGAGGUCGGAACAUAGGACUUUGGCUUCUGUGUAGUGCAUCUGUACAUACCUAUUUCAAGCAACUUUUCUUUAAUGUUUUUGAUUGGUUUGUAUCAUAGCUCAGUAGGUGAUAAUAAAGUUAAUUCUGUGCCCUG
This is a messenger RNA of Equus quagga, 2767 nucleotides long. RefSeq names its product IST1 factor associated with ESCRT-III (gene IST1). Bases 456 to 1547 code for a protein of 363 amino acids. The record is from RefSeq and is a predicted model, not a curated record. The transcript is spliced from 10 exons. Gene Ontology annotation, biological process: protein transport. NCBI's taxonomy places the organism in Eukaryota, Metazoa, Chordata, Mammalia, Perissodactyla, Equidae.